Messenger RNA from Punica granatum (pomegranate), 1760 nucleotides. Lineage: Eukaryota; Viridiplantae; Streptophyta; Magnoliopsida; Myrtales; Lythraceae. The record is from RefSeq and is a predicted model, not a curated record.
GAUCUCAGCCGGCUCUCCCCUUCCUCCGAGCCGAGCCCUGACACUGCUCUGCUCCUCUUUCUUCCUCCCUCUUCCAACCGCAGCCCCAGCCGCCGCCACCAGCGGCCGAGCCCCACAAGCUCGCUUCUCCACCUCAGCUCCACCACAUCCUCCUUCCUCUUCCUCGUCUCUCCCUCUUCCUCUCGGGCCAGCUUUCACGGUGGAGCUUCCUUGUCUGUGAGCUCCUCAUCAUCCGUCUUUCGGUCAGCCCCGGUCGAGUCCCUCACGGCUGUUUCACCUUCUCUGAGCCCUUCCCAAAGUGCUCAACCUCUCGGCCAGCCCACCAUUGGGCUCUUCCCGGCGGCGUUCCAUCCUCCCGGAGUUCACACGAAGGAAGACUUGGCCCUGGUUCCGACCUAGCUAAGGAGAAGGUAUCACAAGAAGGAUGAAGAGCUAGCAGAACUCAAGCUCAGAGAUUGAAGUUUGAGCAUUGCUUCCACUUAUGUGCACAUUGGACAUGGGAACAAUUUCACAUCUCCAUCCAUUCCCCGUCUUUUAUAUUUGUGGAAGUCACAGAAAACCAUGCUUGCCAUCACGUGGAUGGCUACAAACUGAAAAUCUGACAUCCAGGGACCGUACUGGCAAACUGAGAAUUACGAGAGGGGCUCCUAUUGCUGAACUUUCCGUGCCAAAGAGAGACAUCAAACUCUUCGCCGUUCCAAAUUCAGAAGAUGGACACAUCCCUGUCUCAACAGUAAAAGAAGAAAUUAAUUCGAACCAUGCUCCCAUUAGUACAGAACUGGAGGCCUGGGUGAGCAAGUGGUCCCCUCCAAGGUACCUCUGGAGGGGACUGUCGGUCCUCGUCCUUGCUGGGCAGGUCAUAAUUAGAAUUAUAAAGGGCAAAGUCCACCGGAGAAACACCCUCCAACAGCUCGAACGCGUGGGCCCGAAGUCACUUGGUGUCUGUCUGUUAACCUCUGCAUUUGUUGGGAUGGCCUUCACGAUACAGUUUGUUAGGGAAUUCACCAGGUUGGGCUUGAACCGAUCUGUUGGUGGGGUUCUUGCGCUAGCCUUCUCUCGGGAACUGAGCCCAGUGGUAACAUCUAUCGUUGUAGCAGGGCGAAUAGGGAGUGCAUUCGCAGCUGAACUGGGAACAAUGCAGGUCUCAGAGCAAACUGACACACUCAGAGUCCUGGGUGCUGACCCAGUUGACUACUUAGUCACACCAAGGGUCAUUGCGUCCUGUAUCGCGUUACCAUUUUUGACACUGAUGUGCUUCACCGUUGGGCUGGCCUCGAGUGCUUUACUAGCUGAUGGGGUUUAUGGAAUCAGCAUUAAUAUUAUCCUGGACUCUGCCCAUAGGGCUCUUAAGUCAUGGGAUCUGAUCAGCGCAAUGAUCAAGUCGCAGGUCUUCGGGGCAAUCAUAUCGAUAGUGAGCUGCGCAUGGGGGGUGACUACGAUCGGAGGGGCCAAGGGCGUAGGGGAGUCCACGACCUCUGCUGUGGUCAUCUCUCUUGUUGGUAUCUUCAUUGCCGACUUUGCGCUCUCUUACUGUUUCUUCCAGGGGGCAGGGGACUCUCUGAAGAACUGUGUCUAAUGAGAGUUCCCGUGUGGGUUCGUGUUCCUAUUAGAAAAAGAGCCUGGGCAUUGCGCAUUGCGCGAGAAGACAUUCCAGGUUCGAUCGGUGUAGUUGUUACCGGUUGUGCUUGUACCUACCCCUUAAAACACGUGUCCUUAUUAUAUUCGAGAUUGGGAAUCAAACAUAUCAAGAUCCGAAUGCA